AUGAAGCUGUCAGUGCUGUUGCUGCCGGCGCUGCUGGCUCUGUCCUCAGCCAGUCUGCAGGACAUCGUGAAGAAGAGCUCACUGCACAGAAAAGCUUCCUUGCUGAACCCAGAGCUGGAGGGCCUGGUGCCUGAACCGACUGGUAACAACGUGGUGUCGUCUCCUCUGACGCCUGCUGACCUGGAGCAGCAGCAGGAUCUACCCUCCUCCUUCAUGUUCAGUGAUAACGUUAACCUGGAGUGGUUGACCUGGGACGGCUCUUUGCCCAACGGUGCUGUUGCAAUCUACAACGGUUACACGGAGCGCACCGACUACGUCUGCAAGUACAAGUGUGAGGCCGGUUUCUACAACCCCAGUCUGGGUCCCUACUGCCGCUAUCCUUACGGUGACAGAGAGUACUACGCCCCCGAGUUCGAGAUCCUGGCCAACAGAGACAACUUUGAGUUCUUGGAGUGGAAGGAAGGUUCGUACGGUUCAGUGCCCCAGCAUUCAGUCAGGACCUGCCCGGGUGUCGGCAUCUUCGUCGGGAAGAACAAGUACGGACUGGGGAAGGUCGUUCCUCAGUUUGAAGCCUUCUUCCUGCCUUGGGAAGGUGACGAGUAUUGGUACAAGAGCUACCAGGUCCUGACCAUCAACAGGGAUGCCUACACCCAGCACAUCUCUGACGUCAAGUACGCCAUUGAUGAUGUCGCCAUCUUCCAGUAUCCUCCUGAGACCAUGCGCAUCUCCGGGGUCACCAACAAUGAGUGCCAGACGGUGUCAAAGACGGUCACCAUCUCAAAGACAUCGGAGGUGGAGACCACCUGGAACAUCGGCAGAAGCACCAUGCUGGGCAUCAUGGGCUUCAUCACAGCUAAUCCCCUCAUCGGCUCCGGAGGCAUCGAGCUGAGCGGCGAGAAGACUCUGCAGUUCAGGGGAACCACCGUAGUGGAGUCGCUCAGCCACUCAGUGUCCGUGGAGCUUACUGUCCCCCCGAACCACUCCUGCAGAGUCCGUAUGGAGGGACGCAAGAUCAAAGCCGACAUCCCCUACACGGCUCGCCUCAGCCGCACCUACCGCAACGGGGAAACCCAGUGGACGUCCAUCUCCGGGACAUACGACGGAGUCCAGAUCGGAGAAGUCCGGGCCGUGGUGGACCGCUGUGAACCUGUGCCUGACGCCCCAGCCGUGCCCGUGAAAGACUGA
Messenger RNA from Plectropomus leopardus (leopard coralgrouper), 1185 nucleotides. NCBI's taxonomy places the organism in Eukaryota, Metazoa, Chordata, Actinopteri, Perciformes, Serranidae. The record is from RefSeq and is a predicted model, not a curated record.